Messenger RNA from Drechmeria coniospora, 216 nucleotides. RefSeq lists its product as uncharacterized. Lineage: Eukaryota; Fungi; Ascomycota; Sordariomycetes; Hypocreales; Ophiocordycipitaceae. The transcript is spliced from 3 exons. The record is from RefSeq and is a predicted model, not a curated record. Gene Ontology annotation, biological process: proton motive force-driven ATP synthesis. The coding region runs from base 1 to 216 and encodes 71 amino acids.
AUGGCUGGCGUCGCUUACUACAACGUUGCGGGCAUGCGGCUCGGAAGCCACCACAUUGCCAUGGGCUGGCUGGGUGCUCUCUUCGGCGGUGUCUACCUGGCUACCGCUGGUCCCAAGAACCCUGCUACCAAGGCCACACCCCCGAUCAAUGCCUCAAGCUCCGACGAGGCCGAUUUCAUCAAGAAGUUUCUCGACGAGCAGGAGAAGAAGCAGUAA